CUUUAUUCACAUUUUUUUGUUUAUUUUUACUAUUGAUAAUGAAAAUUAGUCAUGCCAGCUUUUUCUUUGUAUUUGUUCAGUUUAAUUUUUUUGAGUCAAACUAAAUAAACUUUGAACUUCCACUACUUUAAAUUUGUAUUCCACCUACUCCUUAUAAAAAAGGGGAGUAAUUCCGGACUGUCUCCACAGUGUGCCUAAGCUGCAAUAGAACUGUGUCGAAUCGCCGAACAUGUCUACCGGACUCAGUUAUAAUUCAUCGCCGGCGAUGCUAGCUGCACCUCCUUACCCUUCCGCAAUUCUGAGUCCUCGCCGGAAUUUGAAAUCUAGGGUUUCCGCAAGAGCUAAUGGGAUUAAAUCGUGUUUCGUCGACCCAAUCCGAGAGAAACCGAUCAUCAAAGAAGCUCUUAAGGAGCCCGUGGCUUUCAUGGGAGGGAUGCUUGCUGGGCUGUUAAGAAUUGAUCUAAAUGAAGACCCUCUCAAGGAAUGGGUCACUAGAACCGUGGAGGCUUCCGGAGUUACACCUGAAGAAAUUCAUGCCGCAGGUGAGAACCGACCUGAAGAAACCCCACAGCCGAUAGAUAUUGAAUGACUUUAUUACAAGUUAACUUGCAUUCGUUAAGACUCAUUUAUUAUUUCACAAGAAUUGUAAAAAGUGUAUUGCCUAAUGUGCAAGUUGGGUCUAGCUGAUGAUUACAAUGCACUUUUUACCAUUCCAGUGUAUAAUAUGAGAGGUUUAACGAAUGCAAUGUUGCAUCUGUAAGAUAAACAGAAUGUUAUUUGAACCUCAUACAAUGCUUUUUUGGCUAAUAAUUCGUGUCAAAUACGAUUCUACGGUGCCUGUUUAGUUGAGAUUAG
This is a messenger RNA of Cuscuta campestris, 855 nucleotides long. The record is from the annotation of a GenBank genome assembly. NCBI's taxonomy places the organism in Eukaryota, Viridiplantae, Streptophyta, Magnoliopsida, Solanales, Convolvulaceae.